AUGAUGCAGAGGAUGGCUCCAUCGUCACAAUCACAACCACAUGAUGCAAUUAUGGAUAAAAAUUAUGAAAUAGUGAGGAGACAGGGGGCGAAGGUAUUUGCUGGUACAACUGAUCUUGCUGAAGCAGAGGAAUGGUUGAGAAAUACAGAAAGGGUGUUGGACGGAAUUGAGUGUACUUCUGAGCAAAAGUUGAGGUACGCAGUGUCCUUACUGGAGAAAGAUACCUUAGACUGGUGGGAAACAGUUCCGGGGAGCAAGAAUCGACCUUUUACUCUAACGUGGAAUGACUUUUUGAAAGAAUUUGCUGGCAAAUAUACUCCACCGGUCUACAAAAAUCGUAAGAAAGUUGAAUUCCUUAAAUUUAAGCAGAAUGAUUUAUCUGUUGCUGAGUAUGAGUUGCAAUUUUUUAGAUUGUCAAAAUAUGCUCUAGAAGAGGUGAGUACCGAGGAAUUGAGGAGAGACAGAUUUGAAAGAGGGUUGAGACUCGAGAUUCGGGAGACAAUAACAAUUAAACCUCCGAGUUAUGGUGCUCUGCUGAAGCAACAUUCAGGGCAGAAGAGACAUCCAUUGAAAGGAGUUCUAAGGAAGCUAAUCGAAAGAAAUUGA
Sesamum indicum (sesame) is the source of this 606-nucleotide messenger RNA. RefSeq lists its product as uncharacterized. NCBI's taxonomy places the organism in Eukaryota, Viridiplantae, Streptophyta, Magnoliopsida, Lamiales, Pedaliaceae. The record is from RefSeq and is a predicted model, not a curated record.